Molecule: messenger RNA, 1072 nt
Organism: Corythoichthys intestinalis (scribbled pipefish)
Lineage: Eukaryota; Metazoa; Chordata; Actinopteri; Syngnathiformes; Syngnathidae
Gene: mplkip
Product: M-phase specific PLK1 interacting protein
Exons: 2
Coding region: 166-594 (142 amino acids)
Source: RefSeq, a predicted model, not a curated record
CCGGAGCGCUUCAAAAAUCAGAGGGAAGCAAAGGAUGGGAAGAAGUGACCACUGGGUGGCGCUGCAGUUAAAAGCUCCGUUAGUUUUCCCAGUUUCCUGCCGAUUUCCGGUUCCGGGUGGUGCUUGUCGCGUACAGAAACUGUUUUGUUUCAGUUUUGAACCGACAUGGAUAGAACACCGUCCGGAGCUCAGUGGAACGAAAGGUUUUCCUCCCCGCCUUCAGGUUGGGGUCGCCCGCCCUACAGAGGCCCGGUACAUCGCGGUGGUUCUGGCCGGGGUUGCCACUCGUACUCGCCCAAUUCCCCAACCUUUUCUCCUGGCUUUAACCGCGGACAAAGGGGAGGUGGGUCCGGUGGUGGAAGACGAAGUUUCGGGGGGUCUCCGGCUAUGUUUGGCAGCGGUGGCCGCAACUUCGGUGAGAAGCAACGAGGACGAAACAGUUUCGGUUCGCCAUCAAACUUCAAAUCAGCUUCAAAUAUGCAGCGUGAGACGUCUGACACGAUUGAGCGGUACUUUAGUCCAUCCAUGUUGGAAGAUCCCUGGGCAGCGUUGCUGCCAAAGCAGACACAGACAUCGACCGAUGACAAACCCUAAAUAAGACAAUAUCACAAAACCGGAAAUAGGUGGGAGGUCAGUUUUAUUGCAAUCUCUGUCAUCAAGAAGGGACUCAUUUGGAAAUACAGUAUCUGGUCUGUUCUUGAUCAGUGGAAGAAGCGAUCAUUUUGAUGUGAUUUUUGCACAAUACAUCAUGUGCAGAUAAUGCAUAUAUAGUUUUGUAUAUUUUGUGUGUAUACCUUUUUUAUUUUUUUGAAAUUUUUUUUGUUAAAAACAGGAAGUAGUUGUCUCAAUGCAAAAGGAGUUUGAAUGUAUGUGCGUUAUAUGUUGUAAAUCAAUACAGUGAGUAGGAUCAUACACUGUAUUUUUGGACUGAAAAACGAUAUAUUUGACAAUAUAUGACAUUUCGUUUUUCUGUGCCUUUUGUAUAUCUAGUUCAUUUUAUGGACAUGAUUCUAUGUUAGAAACACAUCUUUAUACAUGUUGCAGGUAUCUGAUAAAGAAAACAGUCAUUGUA